This is a messenger RNA of Quercus robur (English oak), 2335 nucleotides long. RefSeq names its product BTB/POZ domain-containing protein SR1IP1. Lineage: Eukaryota; Viridiplantae; Streptophyta; Magnoliopsida; Fagales; Fagaceae. The record is from RefSeq and is a predicted model, not a curated record. The coding region runs from base 226 to 2124 and encodes 632 amino acids. The transcript has 5 exons. Gene Ontology annotation, molecular function: protein binding.
AUAACUACAUCCUCUCAAAAAAAAAAAUAAUAAUAAUAAUAACUACAUAAUAGUUGGGUUGAGUCUCUUAUUGAAAGUUUGAAAAAAUGGGUCGAAAGAAAACAAAAAAAGUACAUAGAAUGACAUGUUUAUGAGUGAUUCUUAACCAGAACCUUUGACAGAAUUUGUAUCUCACUGUUUCUCUGCUCUUGCUUGCUUUGCUAUCAUCCACUAUAUGAUGGAGAAAUGACAAUGAUAAAAGGCGCGUCAGUCUCUGCCAUGGUGGAUAUCAAUCAAGAGAAGACUGCACCGAACACUGUUAACAACAUGUCAUCUAAGAAGGAACUCCUUUCCUCUGCUCUGAAGAGAACCAGUGAAUGGAUUUUCUCCCAGGAGAUCCCAAGCGAUGUUACUAUUCACGUUGGAGGGGCUUCCUUUUCCUUGCAUAAGUUUCCAUUAGUCUCGAAAUGUGGAUACAUUAGAAAGCUGGUAUCAGAGUCUAGUGAUGCUGAUCUUUCUGCCAUUGAACUCCCUGAAGUACCAGGCGGGGCAGAAGCAUUUGAACUUGCAGCUAAAUUCUGUUAUGGAAUAAAUUUUGAGAUAAGCACAGAAAACAUUGCCGCACUUCGAUGCGUGGCAGAGUAUCUAGAGAUGUCUGAGGACUAUGCUGUCGGAAACUUAGUAGGAAGAACUGACGCCUACUUGAAUGAAGUGGCGCUUCACAGCCUCGCAGGGGCAGUUUCUAUUUUACAUAUGUCAGAAAAGCUCAUUCCAAUAGCAGAGAGAGUAAAAUUAGUAAGCCGGUGCAUAGAUGCCAUUGCAUAUAUGGCCUGCAAAGAGAACCAGUUCAGUAUGUCAAGUAGAGCUGAGAGUGUAAAUGAGGGUUCAAUUUCUUCUUCAGCUUCUCAAUCGAAGACUAUUGUUGAUUGGUGGGCUGAGGAUUUGACUGUUCUUAGAAUCGAUAUCUUUCAAAGAGUUCUGAUUGCAAUGAUGGCUAGAGGUUUCAGACAAUAUGCUCUUGGUCCAAUACUAAUGCUCUAUGCUCAGAAAUCUCUACGAGGUUUGGAAAUAUUCGGGAAGGGAAGGAAGAAAAUUGAGCCAGAACUAGAGCAUGAGAAGAGAGUCAUAUUAGAAACAAUUGUGAGUCUUUUGCCAAGGGAAAAGAAUGCAAUGUCUGUUAGCUUUCUUUCUAUGCUGCUUCGAUCUGCAAUUUAUCUCGAGACAACAGUUGCUUGCCGGCUUGAUUUGGAGAAGAGGAUGGGCAUGCAAUUAGGCCAGGCCGUUUUGGAUGACCUCUUGAUUCCUUCGUAUUCCUUUGCUGGGGACACAUUAGUUGAUGUGGACACAGUGCAGAGGAUCUUGAUGAAUUUCCUUGACUUUGAAAUGGAUGGGAACUGUUUGGGUUGCAAUGCAGAUGAUGAGUAUGUUUCUCCUCCACCAAGUGAUAUGGAGCGGGUUGGGAAGCUAAUGGAGAACUACCUAGCUGAAAUAGCCACUGACCGUAACGUAUCUGUCUCAAGGUUCAUCAAUCUUGCUGAACUUAUCCCCGAACAAUCAAGGGUAACAGAAGAUGGGAUCUAUAGAGCAAUAGAUAUCUACCUAAAGGCUCAUCCUGCUCUAAGUGACAUGGAGAGGAAGAAAGUGUGCAGCUUGAUGGACUGUCAGAAACUAUCUCGGGAGGCCUGUGCUCAUGCUGCUCAGAAUGAGCGGCUUCCUGUUCAAACUGUGGUCCAAGUGCUUUAUUAUGAGCAACAACGCCUUAGAAAUGUCAUGAGUGGGAACCUCAUGGAUGGAGAUUCUCCUAAUCUUACUUCCAAAGUAAAUUUAUACUCCUCUGAUAUCCACCCAGUUUCGGAUGAGCUCUCCAGCUUACGAAGAGAGAAUGAGGACCUGAAAAUAGAGCUAGUGAAGAUGAAAAUGAAACUGAAAGAAAUUGAAAUUUCGGCGCUUAAAUCAUCAGUUAGCAGUCCAAUGCAAAACACUUUGCCAUCUGCAGACAAGCCUCCUCUGCCCCGAAAAUCAUUUAUAAACUCCAUGUCCAGAAAACUUGGACGGCUUUAUCCAUUUGUACGUGCUGAUGGUACACCUGGCAAUACCAAAGGUAAGACAAAAUCCAGCAGAAAUCGUCGGCACUCCAUAUCCUAAGACUUGGUUUGUUUUGAGCUGUAGUAGUAGUCUGUGAUGUUUAUAUUGCCAUUGUUACUUUAUUUUUAAGGCUUGAGAAGAGGACUAGUAGCCUCUGCCUGCAUUUGUGUGAAAUCGUUGAAAAUUAUACUGUAAUUCUAUGCUUCUCUCAAGAACUUUAAAUCAAUAAUUCAAAGGUGGUAAAUAGAAAAAGUGGAAUUGUUUAGUGCAA